Molecule: messenger RNA, 3329 nt
Organism: Scleropages formosus (Asian bonytongue)
Lineage: Eukaryota; Metazoa; Chordata; Actinopteri; Osteoglossiformes; Osteoglossidae
Gene: rps6ka1
Product: ribosomal protein S6 kinase a, polypeptide 1
Exons: 21
Coding region: 671-2932 (753 amino acids)
Biological process (GO): protein phosphorylation; intracellular signal transduction
Molecular function (GO): protein serine/threonine kinase activity; magnesium ion binding; ATP binding
Source: RefSeq, a predicted model, not a curated record
UACGGUAGACCUGCCGUGCGGUUCCAUCUUCUUCGGUGGAUGGGCUGCGCAGUCGAGGAGCUUCUCAGGUUCCCGGUGACACUGUGGUGAGGAGCGCGGGCUCAUGGGAUACCUGCGUCGCUCUUUGUCCAAGGGCCACAGGAAGCGCUGAUGCUGAAACUCUGACACUCGUGUGGCGGAACAGUCCAACCGCCCCCUGGUUCCACCACUCCGGAUGGGGGGCCGAGGCCGUUGAGCCAGCUGUCCCGGGGGCUGCCGUAGUCCCCCCCGACCCCCCCACAGGAGGGUAACCUGCCCUUCGUUGUUUGCACUUUGCAAUAACCGGUUUCACAAACACCUGGUAAAUGCACGAGAGAGGGAACGGCGACGAAAUCGUGAUGGAUAAGUGUGUACGGAACGGUAGUCGAACCCCUGUCUGCCUCUUUCGCUCGCUUCCCCCCCCGUCUCUCACACACACAGUUUUCACACACAGCAGUUUUGUGGCUUUCGGUGCUCAGGCUGCAGAUAGCAGACUCUUCCUUCCUGCCUGGUGUCCACAUUAGCGUUAGUGCUGUUAGCGCCAUUCUUAGCGCUCUUAGCGGCAGCGGGUCGCCGCUCUCUGCGGGAACUCGGUGCGCGGCUCCCGGGGGUCCGUGCCGGGCUUCCGCAGGGAGGGGGACGAGGUGGCGCCAUGGAGAAACGGGGGUACAAGUUGCGCUGGAGCAAAGUGCUCAGCCAGUACCUGUUCAGGAAGCACCAGGGCCGAGCGCUAACGGCCCCCAGCAAAGCCGUGGACGGUGCCGGCGUGCCGAGUCCUCCGCCCGCCGCGCCCGAGGACGCUCGCUCGUUGACGGAGGAUGACGUCAUCAAGGAGAUCAACAUCACGCACGUGGUGAAGGAGGGCUCCGAGAAGGCCGACGCCGCCCACUUUGAGCUGCUCAAGGUCCUGGGACAGGGCUCCUUCGGCAAGGUGUUCCUGGUGCGGAAGGUCACCCCCCCGGACGACAAUCAGCUGUACGCUAUGAAGGUGCUCAAGAAGGCCACACUGAAAGUCAGGGACCGGGUGCGAACCAAGAUGGAGAGGGACAUCCUGGCGGAAGUGAACCACCCGUUCGUGGUGAAGCUUCACUACGCCUUCCAGACGGAGGGGAAGCUCUACCUGAUCCUGGACUUCCUGCGUGGAGGAGACCUCUUCACCCGGCUCUCCAAGGAGGUCAUGUUCACUGAGGAGGAUGUGAAGUUCUACCUGGCGGAACUGGCCUUGGGCCUCGACCACCUGCACGGUCUGGGCAUCAUCUAUAGGGACCUCAAGCCAGAGAACAUCCUCCUUGAUGAGGAGGGACACAUCAAACUCACAGACUUUGGCCUGUGCAAGGAGGCUAUCGACCACGAGAAGAAGGCCUACUCAUUCUGCGGCACGGUCGAGUACAUGGCCCCCGAGGUGGUGAACCGGCAGGGUCACACCCACAGCGCCGACUGGUGGUCUUUCGGGGUUCUCAUGUUCGAGAUGCUCACGGGGUCGUUGCCCUUCCAAGGAAAGGACCGCAAGGAAACCAUGAACCUCAUUCUCAAGGCCAAGCUCGGCAUGCCCCAGUUCCUGAGCGCGGAGGCCCAGUCCCUGCUGAGGGCGCUGUUCAAGAGGAACCCCGUCAACCGCCUGGGGUCGGGCCUGGACGGCGCGGAAGAGAUCAAGCGGCACAGCUUCUUCUCCACCAUCGACUGGAACAAACUCUUCAGGCGAGAGAUCAAGCCCCCCUUCAAGCCAGCGGUGGCCCGGCCCGACGAUACCUUCUACUUCGACCCCGAGUUUACGUCCCGCACCCCGAAAGACUCCCCCGGGGUCCCCCCCAGCGCCGGAGCCCACCAGCUCUUCCGCGGGUUCAGCUUCGUCGCCCCAGCGAUGCUGGAGGAGGAGGGUUCCGAGGAGCCAGUCCAGCCCACGCCCCAUCCUGUGGUGCAGCAACUGCACGGGAAGAACGUCCUGUUCAGCGACGGCUACGUGGUGAAGGAAGACAUCGGCAUGGGCUCCUACUCCGUGUGCAAGCGCUGCGUCCACAAGGCCACCAACACGGAGUUUGCGGUCAAGGUGAUCGACAAGACCAAGACGGACCCCACAGAGGAGAUCGAGAUCUUACUGCGGUACGGACAGCACCCCAACGUCAUCACCCUGAAAGACGUGUACGACAACGGGAAGCAGGUGUUCCUGGUGACGGAGCUGAUGCGAGGCGGAGAGCUGCUCGACCGCAUCCUCAAACAGAAGUUCUUUUCGGAGCGCGAGGCCAGCGCUGUCCUCUACGCUAUCACCAAGACGGUCGAGUACCUGCACUCGCAGGGGGUGGUCCACCGCGACCUGAAGCCCAGCAACAUCCUGUACGUGGACGAGUCCGGGAACCCCGAGUCGCUGCGUAUCUGCGACUUCGGCUUCGCCAAGCAGCUGCGGGCCGAGAACGGGCUGCUCAUGACGCCCUGCUACACGGCCAACUUCGUGGCGCCGGAGGUGCUGAAGCGUCAGGGCUACGACGAGGGCUGCGACAUCUGGAGUCUGGGGGUCCUGCUCUACACCAUGCUCGCUGGGUUCACCCCCUUCGCCAACGGGCCCGAGGACACACCCGACGAGAUCCUGAGCCGCAUCGGCAGCGGACGCUUCACCAUUCAGGGCGGCAACUGGGACGCCGUGUCGGACGCCGCCAAGGACCUGGUCUCCAAAAUGCUGCAUGUGGACCCUCACCAGCGGCUCACCGCCAAGCAGGUCCUGAAGCACCGGUGGAUGGUGCAACGCGACAAGUUGCCCAACAGCCAGCUGCAGCACCAGGACCCCAAGCUGGUCAAGGGAGCGAUGGCCGCCACCUACUCGGCCUUGAAGAACUCGGUGCCGACGCCGCAGCUGAAGCCCAUCGUGUCGUCCAUCCUGGCGCAGCGGCGGGUGAAGAAGCUGCCCUCCACGUCCCUGUAGGAGCGUCGCCAGGAGCCCUGGGUUCAGGCCAAAGGCACCAGCUGCUUGCAAAGGGCUCCAUCGCCACCGACUCGUGUGUCGGCCAACGGGCGUCAACUGGGCUGUCGAUCUCUGGGCGACGGGCAGCUGGUCUCACGUGGUUGUGGAACUUGCUCAUCAGGGUGUGCGUGCGUGCGUGUGUGUGUGUGUGCGUGCGUGUGACUACGUGCAUGAAUAGCAAGAGGGCCGUGGCGGAGUCGAACGGAGCCGGCUGCCCUCCGGGAGAAGGACGUUUGAGCGACAUCUCGCUCCCGUGUUGACCGUGUCUCUUUCUGCCGUGUUCUUCUCCACUUUCUCCUUCUCUUGUUUGCUGCCAAGUGUGCAUUUCGUUAUUUGGUUUUGCUUUUUUCCCUCCACA